GCUCGGAUCCCCCGUUCGCUGAGCUGCGGUUCGUCCAGGAGCCCCAGGACUCGGUGACGGUGCGCAGUGGAGUCCUGCAGCUGGACUGCGAGGCGUUCUCGGACCGGGGCGUCCCGGCGCUGGCGUGGAGGAAGGACGGGGUGUUGCUGAGCGCUGUGGUGGACGAGCGGAGACUCCAGAUGCCCAACGGCUCGCUGAUCGUGCAGAACGUGCUUCACUCGCGGCACCACCGGCCCGAUGAGGGGUCGUACCAGUGCCUGGCCACGCUGGAGGGGGUCGGGGCCAUCGUCAGCCGCACCGCACGGGUCACCGUCUCCGGUCCUCUGCGAGUGGUCGUCCCCACGGAGUCGGUCUCCACACACCUGGGUGACACUGCUCUUCUGCGGUGUGAGGUCACCGGGGAGCCCAUGCCUGUGGUGCGCUGGCAGAAGAACCGGGAGGACCUGCCCUUGACCUUUGACCCCGAGAGCAGAGUGGUCAUCCUGCCCUCGGGGUCACUGCAGGUCAGCAGGGUUCAGCCGCCCGACUCGGCCACAUACCGAUGCCUGGCGGAGAAUCCGGGAAGCUCCCGCACCGGCACAGACGCCGACCUGAGAGUCCUACCGGAGCCUGGAGUGGCGAGAGGUCUGGUGUUCCUCCAGAGACCUCAGAAGGUUUCGGCUCUUCAGGGAACAGACGCGGUUCUGGAAUGUUCCGCCUCCGGGUUUCCAAACCCAUCCUUCCUCUGGAUGAGAGGAACUGAGCUCGUCCAGAGCAGAUCGAAGAAAUACUCUCUGUUGAGCGGCAGCAACCUCCUGAUCACCAGCGUGACGGACGACGAUUCGGGAGUUUACACCUGCGUCGCUCAGAACAAACAGCAGAACAUCUCUGCGUCCUGCGAGCUCGCGGUGCUCGUGCCGCCUCAGUUCCUCAACUACCCGUCGAACAUGUACGCGUACGAGAGCACGGAUGUGGAGAUGGAGUGCGGCGUGACGGGGAACCCUCAGCCCAGUGUGCGCUGGGUGAAGAACGGGGAGAUGGUGGUUCCCAGCGACUACUUCCAGAUCGUGGACGGGGGUCAUCUGCAGAUUCUGGGUCUGGUUCGAUCAGAUGAAGGAUUCUAUCAGUGUAUCGCUGAGAACGAGGCGGGAAACAGUCAAGCGAUGGCUCAACUGAUCCUGCUACAACCCGUUACCCCGAGCUCAGGCGUCCUCCCUUCUGCUCCCCGUGACGUGGCCCCCGUCCUCGUGUCCAGUCGAUUCGUGCGCCUCGGGUGGCGCCCCCCGGAGGACACGCGCGGGACCAUCCUGACGUACGGAGUCUUCUUCUCUGAGGAGGGAAUCAACAGGGAGCGAUCCAUUAACGUGACGGAGGCCGAGAGUCUGCAGCUGACGGUCAGCAAUCUCAGACCGGAGGCCACGUACUCCUUCAGAGUCGUCGCGUUCAACGAGCAGGGGCCCGGAGAGAGUUCAGGGGCCAUCCGACUGUCCACACAGCCCGAGCUUCUGGUUCCUGGUCCAGUGGAGAAUCUUCAGGCAGAAGCCGGGUCUCCGACGUCCAUCGAGGCGUCCUGGGACCCUCCCGCUCACGCCAACGGGCCCAUACAGAGCUACCGGCUGCUCUGGACCGAGACCUCCACCGGCAAAGAGCAGAAUGUGGAGGUUGUCGGUCAGAGCUACAGAAUGGAGGGACUGAAGAAGUUCACGGAGUAUUCUCUACGAGUGCUGGCGGUGAACCGACACGGCCCCGGCGUCUCCGACCAGGACACGCUCAUCACCACUCUCUCCGACGUGCCCAGCGCUCCGCCGCAGAACAUCUCACUGGAGGUCGUCUACUCACGGAGCAUCAAGGUGAGCUGGCAGCCGCCGAACGCUAACAUGCAGAACGGCUUCAUCACCGGAUACAAGAUCCGGCACCGGAAAACGGGCCGGCGUGGGGAACAGGAGGCCAUCGAACCCAACAACCUGUGGUUCCUCUUCACCGGCUUGGAGAAAGGCAGCCAGUACAGCUUCCAAGUGGCAGCGAUGACGGUGAAUGGCACGGGUCCCAGCAGCGAGUGGCACACAGCCGAGACCCCAGAGAACGACCUGGACGAGACGCAGGUCCCGAACCAGCCGAGCUCUCUGCACGUGCGUCCGCUGCCCAACAGCAUCAUCAUGAGCUGGACCCCCCCGCUGAACCCCAACAUCCUCGUGCGCGGCUACAUCAUCGGCUACGGCGUCGGCAGCCCGUACGCGGAGACCGUCAGAGUCGACAGCAAACAGCGCUACUACUCCAUCGAGAACCUCGAGCCCAGCUCUCAUUACGUGAUCUCUCUGAAGGCCUUCAAUAACGCGGGAGAAGGAGUUCCUCUCUACGAGAGCGCCGUCACCAGAUCCAUGUCCGACACCUCCACUCCCAUGAUUCCUCCUGUAGGUGUUCAGGCCGUGCCGCUCACGUCUGACUCGGUGCGGGUAAGUUGGGCCGACAACUCCAUCCCCAAAAACCAGAAGUCCCCGGAAGUGCGUUACUACUCCGUCAAGUGGAAGACCAGCCACUCCACCAGCGGGAAAUACAAGUCGGCAGAUACGACGGCUCUCAGUCACACUGUCACGGCUCUGAAGCCCAACACUAUGUACGAGUUUUCUGUAAUGGUGACCAAAGGCCGCAAGUCCAGCACAUGGAGCAUGACCGCACACGCCACCACCUAUGAAGCAGCGCCAAGCUCCGCCCCUAAGGACCUGACUGUGAUUGGCCGAGAGGGACGCCCGCGAGCCAUUCUGAUUAGCUGGCAGCCGCCGCUGGAGGCCAACGGGCGAAUCACAGGUUAUAUCCUCUACUACACGCUGGACAAGCACAUGCCGAUCGACGACUGGGUGAUGGAGUCCAUCGCUGGAGACCGGCUCACACACCAGGUGCUGGACCUCAACCUGGACACCGUGUACUUCUACCGCAUCCAGGCCAAGAACAGCAAAGGAGUCGGGCCGCUGUCAGAGCCCGUGCAGUACCGGACCGCCCGAGUUGAGCAUCCGGAUAAGAUGGCCAAUGAUCAAGGUCGUCACGGAGACAGCUCUUACUGGCCCUCGGACAAUAACCCGAUUGACAUGAGCAGUCUGAACGAGCCUCCCAUUGGCCAGAUGCGGCCGCCGCACGGCAGUGUGACACCACAGAAGAACAGCAACCUGCUCGUCAUCAUCGUGGUUUCCGUGGGAGCCAUCACUGCGGUCGUCGUGGUGAUCGUUGCCCUGAUCUGCACCCGCCGCUCGUCCGCUCAGCAGAGGAAGAAACGGGCGACACACAGCGCCGGGAAGCGUAAGGGCAGCCAGAAGGACCUGCGACCUCCUGACCUCUGGAUCCACCAUGAGGAGAUGGAGCUGAAGAACAUGGAGAAGCCCUCGAGCUCCGCCCCCUCGGGCCGAGACUCUCCAAUCCAGAGCCAGGAGAUGGCGCCGGUCAGCCACAGCCAAUCAGAGAGCCAGAUGGGCAGCAAGAGCAGCCACUCAGGUGCCGACGGUGAUGAAGCCUCCAGCAUCUCCACACUGGAGAGAUCGCUCGCCGCUCGCAGGCCCACGCGCACCAAGAUGAUGAUUCCCAUGGACUCGCAGCCCAGCAACACACGUGAGACACGCUGA
Molecule: messenger RNA, 3590 nt
Organism: Rhinichthys klamathensis goyatoka
Lineage: Eukaryota; Metazoa; Chordata; Actinopteri; Cypriniformes; Leuciscidae
Gene: dcc
Product: DCC netrin 1 receptor
Exons: 24
Biological process (GO): cell-cell adhesion
Cellular component (GO): membrane
Molecular function (GO): protein binding
Source: RefSeq, a predicted model, not a curated record